AUGGUCCGUGGUUUGUAUACAGGAGGCGAAGAUGAUUGGGUGUACUUUGAGAAGCAGGCUGCGUCGGGCCGUUACUGUGGUCUGCAUUGUCUGAACAACCUUUUGCAGUCGCCGGCAAUAACGAAGGAGGAGAUGAACGCCGUGGGAGCAAGCAUGGAUGCAAUGGAGCGAGGUUUGGGUGGUGUUAGUGACGACUAUCAGCAUGCGAGUGGUGACGGGUUUUACAGUCUAGAUGUGUUGCAGGGUGUGUUAUUAUUGCACGAUUGGGAGAUGCGGCACUUCCGCACACCCGAGUUUUCUCGGUUGCAUCGUGAUGCCGCGGCUGAAUCGGAUGGUUUCAUCCUCAACUUGCGCGAACACUGGUUCGCUAUCCGUCCCGUUAAGGGUCGGUGGUUCUCUCUCGACUCCCUCCGUGGUCCUGAACCAAUUAGCGAAACCAUGAUAAAUGGUUUCGUCACUUCGCUUGAGAGUCGCGAUUGGACUGUCUUCGUCGUGCGCCAUAAAGAUCGCAAAACGCGUCUACCCGAACCGGAGCCCAGCCGCUGCCCACACGUGCCCAAGAUCAGCAGCAUCAACAAUGCUACCCAAUACCCCGCUUCCGGAGCCUUCUUGUCUUUCAACGCUGCCAGUAACCUUAACCAAGCUAUGGGCGGCGGAGCAGGUAUGGGCGGCGGAGCAGGUAUUGGCGGCGGAGCAGGUAUGGGCGGAGGAAGAGGCGCCGCAGUUACCAGCUCAGGGGCGGCAACUACGCAACAGCACCAGUGGCCCUCCGGUGGAGGCAACACCCUCGGAGGUGCCGCGACCACACAGUCCGGUCUAGGCGCCGGUCUUGGAGACGAAGACCCCGAGAUUCUCAGUGUGCUUCGAGAAAGCGUGCGCGAGUUCAAGGCCUCUGUCCAACCACCACCACCCGAACCCACCAGUGGCGGGACCAUGGUAAAGGUACAGGACGCUUUCGGGGCCACGUCCACUCGACGGUUCCCCCCGGAAGCCGACGUUAUGGACCUCUUCCGCUGGCUCUUUCGAGACGAAAAAAUCUGGUCGUCCCAAGUCGUCGCGCUCGGCUCCAUGCAGGAAAUCACUCUCACAGCCCAGUUCCCCAAACGAGAACUCGUCUGCCAAAAAGGCAACCGAGCCUACCUAGACGGAACCGACGUAACCAAAACGCAGAUAGAGACCCUCUUCCCCCACAUGGAAAGCUUCAAGCUCACCAAUGCCCAGUAG
Molecule: messenger RNA, 1224 nt
Organism: Gregarina niphandrodes
Lineage: Eukaryota; Apicomplexa; Conoidasida; Eugregarinorida; Gregarinidae
Product: josephin
Exons: 1
Coding region: 1-1224 (407 amino acids)
Biological process (GO): protein deubiquitination
Cellular component (GO): nucleus
Molecular function (GO): cysteine-type deubiquitinase activity
Source: RefSeq, a predicted model, not a curated record